AUCUCUUCGUCUGUGUCUCUAUUACCUUCGUCCCCUGCUUUUUCUCCUCAAAAGACAAGUACUUAAUUCCUACUUUUUUCCUUAAAAAUAACAGACGUGGUAGUUUCUGACCAAAAAGGACGCAAAAUACUUUCGCCUUUAAGAAUGUAGCAAUUGUUUUACGGGGUUUGGCUAUGCAGGUGAGAGAACUGGAAUCGGAUCCUCUGUUCAAUUCCGGCCGUGGAUCUGCGCUCACGGCCAAAGGAACGGAGGAGAUGGAGGCAAGCAUUUUGGACGGAAACAAGAGAAUGUGCAGCGCCGUAUCCGGCGUAACCACCGUGAAGAACCCCAUCUCUCUUUCCCGUCUCGUGAUGGAAAAAUCUCCGCAUUCCUACCUGGCCUUCUCCGGCGGGGAAGAUUUCGGCUGGGGAACAGGAAGCAAACUCCAUCCUGGUACCGCCUGCGCCGCCGCUAAGGACAGCCAACCGCAGAUGAACGGCCUCCCCAUCAGCUUAUACGAGCCAGAGACAGUUGGGUGCGUGGUGGUCGACAGCGAAGGACGGUGCGCGGCGGCAACGUCCACCGGUGGGCUGAUGAACAAGAUGACUGGAAGGAUUGGCGACUCGCCAAUCAUAGGUGCCGGCACCUACUCGUGUGAUUUGUGUGGAGUAUCAUGCACUGGAGAGGGUGAGGCGAUUAUACGCAGGACCCUGGCGCGGGAAGUGGCGGCGGUGAUGGAGUACAAAGGUUUGAACCUCCAACAGGAGGUGGAUUUCGUGAUAAAAGAGAAGCUGGACCAAGGGUUUGCGGGGCUUAUUGCGGGGUCGAAGAAUGGGUAGGCGGCUUGUGGGUUUAAUACAAAUGGGAUUUUCAGAGGUUGUGCGACUGAGAAUGGGUUCAUGGAGCUCAUGUCGGUGGAUUAUGGGAGUUCUACAGUGUUUGAUCAGAGUUUGAUGUUCAGCUUGUGUUGUACUUGUUUGUUACACAUUCAAGGUGAGUAAAGCAGCCUGUAUUAGAAAUGGAAAAUAAUAAAAUAAGACUUUCUAA
This is a messenger RNA of Rubroshorea leprosula, 1026 nucleotides long. The record is from the annotation of a GenBank genome assembly. NCBI's taxonomy places the organism in Eukaryota, Viridiplantae, Streptophyta, Magnoliopsida, Malvales, Dipterocarpaceae.